GCUUCUGUUGCAAUCUGGGGAAGAAGUGUCAUCUUUUACAUACUGCAUAUGUUAAAAGAGGCUCCCAAGUAGGAAGUGAAGGUGAUUCGGGGCUAUAGGAAGAAUGGAGACGGCGAUGAACAGGACAAGGAAUGAGGUGACAUACACUCAGAGUAACCCACUGUUUGACAUGUCACUCAGCAGGAGUGAUCUCUACAGCCUUCAGCCUGAUGAUCUGAAGUCAUCCAGGCCCAGGAAACUACGGUGUUUUCAUGUCAUAGUUAUUUACCUCAUCCUGCAGACGGUCCUUAAUGCUUUUCUUCUUUAUAAAGUUUUCACACUGGAGGCUUCACUGGCUCGCCCCAGAUCAGAGGAGCAAACGUCCAAUGAUGGUUCUCAUGGUUAUGAAAGCUUCCAAACUCUCAUACAAAACAACAGUCAACAAACCAAGAACCUGAGACACCACCUAUGGACGCUGGAGAGCCAGCUGGCUGUGCCAGAGCAGACUGAGGUCCAGGCCCAGGGAACCGAGACCCAAGGGCGCCCCACACUCCAGCAGGGGCCCGACAGAGUCAGGGGGGCCAAGCAGCCGCUGAAAGCACCCCUAUGUGAGGAAGGAGACCAUGGAGAUAACGGCCUUCCAGGACCAAAGGGUGAAAGGGGAGACAAAGGAGAACAAGGAGAGCCAGGUCCUAGGGGUCCACCUGGGGAUCAAGGACCAGGUGCAAAGGGAGAGAAAGGUGACCCUGGCAGUGCAGGUCCUACAGGGCCAAGUGGUUACAAUGGAACACAAGGUCUUCCUGGGCCACCAGGUACCAAAGGAGAGAAGGGAGAGAUGGGAACAGAGUGUAAGUGGUCUGGCAAGAUCUGGCUGGACGAGCUGCGGUGCACAGGAGCCGAGGAGAAUAUCUUUGAUUGCCCUCAAGGUCAAAUCGGUGUUAAUGACUGCAACCACAAUGAAGACGCUGGGUUACACUGUCUGUAGACUGACGAUCGCUGCUCUCGUGGAAUCAAGAGCAGCAAAAUGUUUUCAGAAACUCAGUGUUCAGUAUAUAUCACAGGAAUAUUACACAUUUUACUUCACUGUUUUGCUCAAAACUGACUUUAAUGAUUGAGCUUUAAAAACCUGUUAUGAGCUUGUGAUUCAGUACUACACAAAAGCCUGCACAUUAAUGACGUAACAGUAAUUUUCCUUGUAGAUCACUAUAAAAUAUUCCUGA
Neolamprologus brichardi is the source of this 1199-nucleotide messenger RNA. NCBI's taxonomy places the organism in Eukaryota, Metazoa, Chordata, Actinopteri, Cichliformes, Cichlidae. The record is from RefSeq and is a predicted model, not a curated record.